Molecule: messenger RNA, 873 nt
Organism: Pyrus x bretschneideri (Chinese white pear)
Lineage: Eukaryota; Viridiplantae; Streptophyta; Magnoliopsida; Rosales; Rosaceae
Exons: 1
Coding region: 130-582 (150 amino acids)
Source: RefSeq, a predicted model, not a curated record
UAUUUAUAUAACACACAGCUAGUCCAAACCUUCCAUAGCAUUCAAGCCUUCAACCCCAAGACCCCAAAGACGCACAAAAGAAAACCAAAAAACAAAUCAAAAUCCACCGGGAGAGCUCAAAAACCAGAGAUGGGCAACAGUCUAAGGUGCUGUUUGGCUUGCGUACUACCGUGUGGAGCCCUAGACUUGAUACGGAUCGUCCAUUUGAAUGGCUACGUAGAAGAAAUCUCACAUCCUGUCACCGCUGGCGAGAUCUUGGAAGCAAACCCUAAUCACGUUCUCAGCAAACCCAGCUCCCAAGGCGUCGUACGCAAAAUUUUGAUACUCUCGCCGGAGUCGGAGCUCAAGCGAGGCAGCAUCUAUUUCUUGAUUCCGUCUUCUUCUGUGCCGGAGAAGAGGAAAAAGAGUAAGAGCAACGGCAUUAAGAAACCCUCAAAAAAGAGCAGCAAGAGCCAAAGCGAUAGUACUGACCGUUACUUGACGGAGAUUGUGACGGAAAAAAAGUUUACGUCUCGCCGGGAUCGGAGGGCUGGCCGUGUCGCAGUAUGGCGGCCUAAUCUCGAAAGCAUCACCGAAGACUAAUAUUUUAUUUUUCCGGUGAUGGGGACUUUUUUUGGGAGGGGUACAUGGGUUCGUAUUGCUUCUUGUGGAUAUUUUUGUUUUUUGUUCUUUUUUUUUUUCAGGUCUGCGUAGUAUAACGGCAGAUUCUGAGUUAAAUUCAGUAUUCAUGAGGUCAUGAUCUGUUUGGUUCUCAAGAAAAUCAAAGAAAGAAAAUCAUGGCUAUAUUGACAGAGCGAGAGAGAAAAAGGAAAUGUUCGUAGAAAUACAAUUGUAUUUACACCAAGUUUGUAAGUAAAUAUGCUGCUUCUUUUA